Notechis scutatus (mainland tiger snake) is the source of this 1699-nucleotide messenger RNA. RefSeq names its product tubulin alpha-1C chain. Lineage: Eukaryota; Metazoa; Chordata; Lepidosauria; Squamata; Elapidae. The record is from RefSeq and is a predicted model, not a curated record. Gene Ontology annotation, molecular function: GTP binding; structural constituent of cytoskeleton. Gene Ontology annotation, biological process: microtubule-based process. Gene Ontology annotation, cellular component: microtubule.
AGGAGAAAAGCGCUCUUUUGGGGUCUCUAUAUAAAGGCGGCCCAGGGAGUGAAGCAGCUGUUUUCGCGGUGCUGUUCAGACCCGUAGCGCGUCUGCUGUCGCCAGAGCACCGAUAACUUCGGAAAGCCUUAGCCUGCCGGAGAAAUGCGUGAAUGCAUCUCAAUCCAUGUUGGCCAAGCCGGUGUGCAAAUUGGCAAUGCAUGUUGGGAGUUGUACUGCUUGGAACAUGGCAUUCAGCCUAAUGGCACAAUGCCAAGCGACAAAACAAUUGGUGGUGGAGAUGACUCAUUCAACACCUUCUUCAGUGAGACGGGGGCAGGAAAGCAUGUUCCUCGUGCUGUAUUUGUGGAUUUGGAACCAGCAGUCAUAGAUGAAGUGCGGAAUGGGAUCUAUAAGCAACUCUUCCAUCCUGAACAAUUGAUUUCUGGCAAGGAAGAUGCUGCUAACAAUUAUGCAAGAGGUCAUUACACUGUGGGAAAAGAAAUAAUUGACCUUGUAUUGGAGCGGAUUAGGAAGUUGGCAGACCAGUGUACCGGUUUGCAAGGAUUCCUGAUCUUCCACAGUUUUGGAGGAGGCACUGGUUCAGGUUUUACUUCUCUGCUGAUGGAACGCCUGUCAGUUGACUAUGGAAAAAAAUCAAAACUCGAAUUUGCCAUAUACCCAGCUCCUCAAGUUUCAACUGCUGUUGUUGAGCCAUAUAAUUCCAUAUUAACUACGCAUACUACUCUUGAACAUUCUGAUUGUGCCUUCAUGGUUGACAAUGAAGCUAUCUAUGAUAUUUGUCGGAGGAAUCUAGACAUUGAGCGCCCAACAUACACCAAUCUCAACCGCCUCAUUGGUCAGAUUGUUUCAUCCAUCACUGCUUCUCUCAGAUUUGAUGGUGCCUUAAAUGUAGAUCUGACAGAAUUCCAGACAAACCUGGUGCCUUAUCCCAGAAUUCAUUUUCCCCUAGUCACAUAUUCCCCUAUUAUUUCAGCAGAGAAAGCCUAUCAUGAGCAACUCUCUGUCUCCGAGAUCACCAAUGCUUGUUUUGAGCCAUCCAAUCAGAUGGUGAAAUGUGAUCCUCGCCAUGGCAAGUACAUGGCCUGUUGUAUGUUGUACCGUGGAGAUGUUGUCCCCAAGGAUGUCAAUGCUGCCAUUGCUGCUAUCAAGACAAAGCGUAGUAUUCAAUUUGUUGAUUGGUGUCCUACUGGUUUUAAGGUGGGUAUUAAUUAUCAGCCCCCAACAGCAGUUCCUGGUGGUGACUUGGCUAAAGUCCAACGUGCAGUUUGCAUGCUCAGUAAUACCACAGCCAUUGCAGAAGCUUGGGCCCGUCUGGAUCACAAGUUUGAUUUGAUGUAUGCCAAGCGGGCUUUUGUCCACUGGUAUGUAGGAGAAGGAAUGGAGGAAGGAGAAUUUUCUGAGGCCCGAGAAGAUUUGGCUGCACUUGAAAAGGAUUAUGAAGAAGUGGGCACUGACUCCUUGGAUGGUGAAGAUGAAGGUGAAGAAUAUUAAAACUCUUUAAAUAUUGUGAGGCUGUUGCCAUUUGCUACUUUGCCUGUGUUACCAAGAAAAUGCAUCUUUACAUCUCAAAUGUAAACAUCUAGCAUUCCAUAAUAAAGUACUUGGAAUAAAUUCUUAUAACCAAAGAAAGCAUCAGUUGUUGAUCCAAGCAUUAAAUGUUUAGCUGGGAUACAAAUAAAAUGAUCUUGCAUAUCAA